Messenger RNA from Adineta ricciae, 2490 nucleotides. The record is from the annotation of a GenBank genome assembly. Lineage: Eukaryota; Metazoa; Rotifera; Eurotatoria; Adinetida; Adinetidae.
AUGGGUAAUUGUAUCGGCAAAAAAUCUGCUGCAUACGAUAAACAGCGCCGGCAUUCGUCUGCGACACUUGGCACAUCGUCAAAAUUGUACUGUAAUGAUCAACGGCCUACAAAACAAGUUCCGUCAUUAGUAUUAGCCUCCCCGUCAAUAUUAAAUACCUCAUCGGAGCGAAAGACCAUUUUUCUUUCUCAUUUCUCCGAUGUACAACAAGCGAGUGUAACAUGCAAUGAUAAUGACGAGAGUAAAAGAAAAUCGAUUAUUCAAUAUUCAACACCCUCACUUUUAGCUACGAUGACACCAUCGACUAAUGAGCCCUAUGCAUUGAUACAUGCAUCAUCAACAUUGUCGCCUGUUCAAUUGUCCUCUGAAUGUUGUAAAAAAAUUAAAUCGAGCAAUGCGAUGGUAGUCUUUGGUGAAAAUCACAUCAAUCAAGCACUUACAUUGACAACAACUGAACAAGAGAUGACAGUGGGACACCUGUUUAACAAAAAGAAAGAUUUAAACAAAGAAAAUGACAAUAAACAUGAUAAUACCAAGUUGAAUAUUGACAUUGAAAUACAUCGGACCGACAAUGAACAAAAUAAAAGUCAAGAUUAUUUUACUAUUAUCAACGAAGACAAACAACUAAAUACUGAAACAAUGAUCGAUACACAAGAAAUCAUCACAGAAACUCUUGACACAUCACGAUCACCAUCUCUGUUCGAUUCCUCACUUUCUUCUCUUUCACGUAAUACAACACCAUUUUCCUCUCAAGAUCGUUUAAUUCUUUCAUCAUCACCAUCCUCAUCAUCUUCAACAGCUAUCCCACCAUUUGCAUCAUGCAGUCGUUCAACGAAAACCAAUCCUUUCAAUACACACAAUACUUCCCGUUCCUUAACUUAUGCUGAACAAAUCUAUCUCAAUAAUCAAUUGUCGUAUCUUUGCCCAUCUGAAGAAAACUUCACUGCUGUUCUUCCUCCUUCGUCCUUAUCAUCCUCAUCUCGUUCCGUUCAUGAUUUAUUUAUUAACGAGUUUCACCAGAAUAUGGUUUCUCGUCAUUGUAAAACACUUAAGACUGUUAUUGACAAUGUUGUUCAGCAGCAAUUCAUUCGUAUACAUCAAUGUUCAAAAGUUAUUCUAAUCGAACACAAAGAACUGGAAUGUGAAUAUUUAAAACAUGUAAAAAAAUUUCAUACACCGUCCUUAAUCUUCGAUGAACAGCAAAAACUUGUUUAUAUAACAAAGCAUGCACGUUCACUUGGCCUACAAUCGAUCACAUGUACAACGAAUAAUGUCACGCGUUUACCGAAACUUUUCUCUGCAUGUGAUCAUUGCUCAUCUUUACUUUCCGGUUCCAAACUUAACAAGCGUUUACACUCAUUCCUUCUCGUGAACACCACACACAACUUAGUUAAAAUGUGUUUCAACGAAACGAAUAAUAACUCGAUCUUUGGUUACGUCUCACAGAAACAUCCAACAAAAGUUCGACAAACGAUUAUCAAUAAUUCGAAGUUUGCCUACUCUUACGAUCUCGAUAUUGGCCAUACGACACUGUACUUCGUUCUUCGCGUUCGUUCAUGGCCACAAGAUAUUCGUCAAACGUUCGAACAACGGCAACGCGUCUGGCCAGUGAAUCUCGAAAAACUAUUCAAUGAAACUUGUUUUAUCCGAAUCAAUAAUAACAACGACGAAGAUGUUUCGACAACGAACAAAUGUCUUGCUUGUGAAAAACUACUCUCUGUCGGGUCAGAUACCACUUGGUCAUACACCUACGCCGCCAUCGAAGCUGAACUGAUUAGUCUCAUGUCAGAAGAACAAAUUCGUUUCGCUUCCAUCAUGUGGAAUUACUUAAAUGGUAAAACCCAUGGCGAACUUCCAUUCGACAUUUUCAAACAUACCAUUUUCUACUUCUUCGAACAAUAUUCACCUGAUUGUUUCGUUUCCAGUGAUCUACUCAGUCAUGCACAUCUUUUUACUGAUUUUCUUUUUAAUUGUUUACAAACCAAAUCAAUCCCGCAUUAUUUUAAUUCCAAUCAUAACCUUUAUCGAGUUGAUCUAUCCAGCACUUUGUUGAGCACUGUGGCAAUUAAAAUGACAUAUCUAGAUUUAAAAAGCUUCUCCAUUUAUCUUUUACCGUCGUCGUCGUUAUAUCUCUAUCAAUUACUUUAUUUAAUACAAUUUCAAACGAACUUUUUACAAUAUCUCCUUGCUUGUACAUCAUCAAAAACGAAUUCAAUCGAAACGAUCCUCGACACACAUGAACUAGUUAUUAAACAAUUAUCUCGCGGAAUUAAAACAUACAAACGACAAUUAGAUACAAAUCUAUCGAUGAAAACACAAAAGACACUAACACUCGAUUGUUUGUAUCGAUAUCAAGAAGACAAUGUACAGAUCAUUCUCGACUAUUUGCCAUUAUUACGAGACAGGGAACCGUCGUUACUCAUUCAUUCACUUUGGUCUAUGUUUAUUCAAUAUUUUAACUGUUUAUUUGAUGAUCUUUUUAUUUCGUAG